Molecule: messenger RNA, 2066 nt
Organism: Erigeron canadensis
Lineage: Eukaryota; Viridiplantae; Streptophyta; Magnoliopsida; Asterales; Asteraceae
Product: sucrose nonfermenting 4-like protein
Exons: 13
Coding region: 245-1702 (485 amino acids)
Source: RefSeq, a predicted model, not a curated record
AUAUUAUCUCACAAUAAAAUUAAAUAAAGUUUCCAUCUUUUUCUCUUUUUUUUUUUAGGGUUUUGUUAAAGAUCCAAUUUUUAUUCGAUUUAAUUAUUACAAUUCACAUUUUGGGCUCACAGUUUAUAAUUUUUUUCACAUACAUGAGGUUAUGUAUAUUAAAUUUAGCUUGUAAUUAGGGUUGUAAGAUAGUAAUUUGAUCUGGGUUUUAAUUGGGAAAAUUUAGUUUAAUUUAAUAAAAAAAAUGGAAUAUAGCCGGGAAAGUGGUGGGGCCGGAACAGUUUUAACUCCGGCAAGAUUUGUGUGGCCUUAUGGUGGCAGAAGUGUAUAUUUAAGUGGCUCUUUUACUGGGUGGUCGGAACAUUGGCCGAUGACUCCGGUCGAGGGGUGUCCGACGGUGUUUCAGACUAUUUGCAGCUUGCCACCUGGUUACCAUCAGUAUAAGUUUAUUGUUGAUGGAGAGUGGCGACAUGACGAGCACCAACCUUUUGUAACUGGUAGUUAUGGUAUUGUGAAUACCGUACUCUUGACCAAGGAGCCAGAUUACAAUUCUGCAGUCUUGAGCCCUCAUAUGACUUCUGGUUCAAGCAUGGAUGUAGACAAUGAGACAUUUCAGCGAGUGGUAAGGGUAUCGGACGGUACAUUACAUGAGCCAUUGCAAAGGAUUUCAGAAACUGACCUGGAGGUUUCUCGUCACCGGAUUUCUGUAUUCCUGUCCACACAUAUGGCCUAUGAGCUGCUUCCAGAGUCUGGCAAGGUCAUUGCCUUAGAUGUUGAAUUACCUGUAAAGCAAGCAUUUCACAUCCUUUAUGAGCAGGGAAUUUCAACGGCUCCUCUUUGGGACUUCUGCAAGGGUCAGUUUGUUGGUGUUUUAAGCGCAUUGGAUUUUAUUUUAAUUAUGCGGGAGCUUGGUACUCAUGGGUCCAACCUGACAGAGGAAGAACUUGAAACCCAUACUAUAUCUGCUUGGAAAGAAGCAAAACUAUAUUUAAACAAACAAACUACUGAGCAUGGAAAAUUAUUUUCUAAAAGACUAGUGCAGGCUGGGCCAGAUGAUAAUUUAAAAGAUGUCACCUUGAAGAUAUUGCAGAAUCGUGUAGCUACAGUUCCAGUCACUCAUUCAACCUCAGAUGAUGGUUCAUAUCCACAGCUAUUGUAUCUGGCUUCACUUUCUGAAGUACUAAAAUUUGUUUGCAGAUACUUUAGACAUUCUGCAAGUUCAUUGCCCAUAUUGCAACUGCCAAUUUGUUCUCUUCCUUUGGGUACAUGGGUUCCGAAAAUUGGAGAAUCCAAUAGACAACCAUUGGCGAUCCUCAGACCAAACUCUUCUCUUAGUGCAGCCCUAAAUUUGUUUGUGCAAGCUGAGGUAAGCUCAAUUCCCAUUGUUGAUGACAAUGACUCGCUGUUGGAUGUAUACUCUCGAAGUGAUAUCACUGCUUUGGCAAAAGAUAAAAUCUAUACACAUAUUAAGCUCGAAGAAAUGACCAUUCAUCAGGCUUUGCAGCUGGGACAAGAACCAUUCUCUUCUUAUGGAGCAACCGGACAAAGAUGCCAUAUGUGUCUAUGCUCGGAUUCUCUGCAUAAGGUCAUGGAAAGAUUAGCAAAACCAGGGGUGAGACGAGUUGUGAUUGUGGAAGCUGGAAGCAAGCGAGUAGAAGGUAUCAUUUCCCUAGGCGACAUAUUCAGGUUUCUGCUUAGCUAAUGGAUGCUACAGCAGUCAUAAUUCUUCACAAUUCUUUCAAGCUUACCAUUGCAAUUUGGCCUUACAUUUUGACUAAAUGUAUUAGUCUCGAGAGCAAAGGCAUGUAAAUCUAAAAUGUAUUCUGUUUGUUCAUCACGUUGCUCACCACUACAUGACUUGCCUACGUGCUCUGCUAGUUUUACCACUGUGGAAUGCAGUUUUACCAGGCAACUAGGGUGUUUUUUUCAGACAACAAAAAGGAGAAACUUAUGAAUGGUGGUUGUGUUGAGGUUGGUGGUUCCAUUCAGUCAUAUACAUUUUAUAGGUCAAACUUAAUAGAAUGCACAUGCUUUUUUAGAUUGGUUAUAAAACAUGUUUUCCAUUU